GGCCCCAGGAUGCCGACCUGGGGGAUCCUGCCCGUCACGCUGCCCGCCUUCACCAUCACCGGCAUGUGGAUCGUGUACGCCAUGGCGCUCUCCAACAACCACAUCUGCCCCGUCCACAACUGGAAUUACAACCAGUCGUGUGGCGUGGACGGCCCUGGCUCCUGCUGCACGCUGGACCACAUCCCCCUUGUCAGCAAGUGUGGCACCCUGCCUCCCGAGAGCUGCUUCUUCAGCCUCAUCUGUAGCCUGGGCUCCUUCAUGGUCAUCCUGGUGGGGCUGCUGCGCUAUGCCCACCUCCUGGAGCGCCUUGGGCCGUCCCUCCUCAACACCCUGGGGCUGGCCACCGGCUGGGUCUGCGCCGCCGGCCUCACCAUGGUCGGCAACUUCCAGGUGGAUCAUGCCAAGGUGCUGCAUUACAUCGGGGCGGGGGUGGCCUUUCCCACCAGCAUGCUGUUCCUGCUCCUGCAGUCCAUCCUCACCUAUCGCAUGGCCAAAACCCGCGGGCAGUACUGGACCGGCCACUUACGUAGCAUCCUCACUGCCAUGGCCUUCAUCACCCUCGUCUUCAGGAUGCCCUCCGGCGGUGUGUUCUUCAUCCAGGAGAGCUUCGUGCUGCAGCACGUGGCUGCCCUGUGUGAGUGGAUGUUCAUCAUCGAUGUCCUGGUCUUCUACGGCACCUUCACCUUUGAGUUCGGGGCCAUCUCCACAGACACCUUUCUGGUCCUGCUGAAAGCCAGCCGGGCCCCCAAAAGUUACAAAGGCGAGAGCGGCGUGUCCAGCACGGCCCACAUCCACAGCCAUGCAGAGGGUCUGGCCAUGGCCUGACCCCCACAGGGGGCGGCCUCCAGGCUCACGCUGGGGACCCCCAAAUCGGGCUCUGCCAGUGACUCCCCCGUCCUGAACAUCUCCGAGAUCCCGGCUGCCUCUGGGUGCGUGGGUGCAUGGGUGUGCACGCGUGGGUGCGCGGUGCCCUCCCCUCCUGGUGGGUGUCUCCUGCAGGAACUGCCCCCUCCCUGCCUGCAGGGUUUGGGGUCACUGGUGGGGUGCGGGGGUGCCAGCCUGGUGCUGCUGCCGGCAGAGCAGGGAUCUUCCCCUGAGCCUUCAGAGUUGCCCUGUCCGAGUCGGGGGCUGUUGGAGGCAAUCAUACAGAGGCCCCCUUCUGUAAGGGAUGUGGGGGAACAGGGGGCUCACCCUCCCCUCUCCAUGCAGGCUUGGUGUGCUGGGGAGGGGGAAUUGCCCUUCCUCCCUCCUCUGUGGCCAUGGGGGCAGGGUUAGGCAGGGCAAGCCUUCCAGCCAGCCACUGUGACUGUCAGAGGAGCCAAAAACCCUGAGUGCCUUUUUCCUUCCUCGGCGGGUGAUGGCAGUGCCAGUCUCUCUGCACCCCCAGUGAGGAUGGCAGCAGGGGGUCUCUCCCUGCCUGCCCAGGUAAGGGUAGUGCCUUGCACUGCUGCAGGAUGACACCAGCAGCCCCGGUUGGACCGCGCUGGCCCUCCCAGCCAGGGCUCUCCCUGUUCAGGGCCUUCUGUGCCUCCAGUCCAUGACUUUCCCACGUUUUUUCAGCUUGGAGGAGAAUUGCUGAGGCAGGUUUCACCUCCUGGGCCACGGGAUUCCCAUGGUCCCUGGCGGUCAGCUAGGUUAGGAAAUGGGUCUCUGCGUUUACUGUCACACCGGGGAUGUCCUGCAAGCACAGUGCCUGCAGAGUGGUGGCUUUCCCCUCCAUAGCACUGCCAGCCUAAGCUGUCCUGCCGUGAAGCCUGCACGCCCCAGCCCCGGUCUCCCAGCUCGGGGGUGGGCUAUAGCCAGCCCUCCCACCCGGGGAGCGCAGGCACAGAAAGGGGAAACACUGCCUGUGGGAGCAGAGGAAGCCCAUGCCCUGUUCUGCUGGGACUCCCAAAUCCGUCCUCCGGUGCCUUCUCCAGUGCUCAGCCUGGCCAGUGCCUGCCUGGUGAGAUGAGAGCCCGUCCCGCUCAGCCCCAGCCUCUUCGGGCUGAGCCCCAGCCUGGGAUGGCCCGGGCACGGGGCUGGGGUGGCUAUGGGGGAGUGUAGAGGGGGAUGAAUGUGUGUGUGUAUGUGCACGUGUAUGUAUGUGUAUAUAUAGAUCUACACAUAUGUAUAUAUACAUGUAUAUAUAUAAAAAAUUUCCCUUGUCCCUGGAGAGGGGCAUUUGCUGCUGCUGUGCACGUUGAUCAGGUUGGGCUUCCUGAUUUGCCUACCUGUUCAAAAUCGGCCUAUAAAUCCACCAGUACAUGUAGUUUGAGGAGGAGCAUUUCUGACUUUUAUAUCUAAUAUAUGUUUAAAAAAAUAUAUAAAGAGAGAACAGUGACUUUACAAUAAUAAAAGUGAA
This is a messenger RNA of Gavia stellata (red-throated loon), 2344 nucleotides long. It is a transcript of the gene TMEM150A, whose product is annotated as transmembrane protein 150A. The record is from RefSeq and is a predicted model, not a curated record. Lineage: Eukaryota; Metazoa; Chordata; Aves; Gaviiformes; Gaviidae. The transcript has 7 exons. Bases 10 to 825 code for a protein of 271 amino acids.